Molecule: messenger RNA, 1509 nt
Organism: Seminavis robusta
Lineage: Eukaryota; Bacillariophyta; Bacillariophyceae; Naviculales; Naviculaceae
Source: the annotation of a GenBank genome assembly
AUGCCAUCAUCCAGAGACCUGCCGUCGACCAUCAAUGUGAUGGGAAAACGUGGUACAAGCAAAAGCACGGCAGAGAGCCCUCUCUUCGAUACAAGGAAUUCGGCAAAGUCAAGCCGUGGUCGGGAAUAUAGGCGUGAUCGGGAGCGAAACAGCAAACAUGACUACCCUGAACGGCGGAGCAAAAGUAGAGAUCGUAGUCGUAGUGACUAUGAACCACCAGAGCGUCCUGAGGGCGACCAUGGAGACAGGGAUGCUGAUGAUAGAUAUGGCCAUGAUAGCCGUGAUGAAAGGCGGAGAUCAUCUAGUCGAGACAGACGCCGGAGGCAUGCCUACGCUGAACGUGAGCGAGAAAGAGAGCGCGAAAGAGAAAGAGAAAGAGAGCGCGAACGAAGCAGACGCGACCGCGAUCGAAGUCGAUAUGAGCGCGAACGGGAGAGGAGGCGACGUACUGAGUAUUCAAAAAGAGAUUAUCACGACGCCGAAAACUACAGAAAAUUUGAGGAAGCCGACGAAGGCGACUACGAGUAUUCCCAAAUGAAAAAGGAAGUCAUCGAUGCCCAGGACGAAAUUGCUGAUCCCUUCAACCUUUGCCAGGGAUCAGAAUCAUUCUCUGAUGCUGAGCCUUUACCAGCAUCACGAAUUGGGAGAUCCUCAGCUGAGGCCCAUCUUGAGAAGCCAAGUUGGUCUGAGGACCGCUAUUAUCAAACAAGGCAGGAUCACUCUUACGCUAGCAUAGCUGUGACAGCACUGCAGUUACUGGUAUUGAUGCUGCAGCUAGCUAUGUGCGGCGUUGCGCCCCUAGACGUCAACCCCAUGGUGGGACCGUUUCCUGAUGCCUUUAGCGAAUGGGGAGGGAAAAACGCAUAUCUCAUGUUGAACGAACAACAAUACUGGCGCUUGGUUUCGCCGGCUUUCUUGCACGUUGGAGUGCUGCAUCUUCUCGCAAAUGCCUUCUGUCUACUUUAUUCAUCGGCACUCUUCGAACGCGAGUGGGGUUCCUGGACAUGGCUCUUCAUAUUCAUCGUUAGCGAGAUUGGUUGUGUUGGAGUAUCAUGUGUUGCAGAUCCAGAGACUAUCGCGGUGGGCAGCUCUGGGGCUUUGAUGGGGCUCUUCGCCGCCAAGCUAGCACAUGUCCUGACUUACACAUUCUUUGAAACAUACGACAUGUCCCAAGAUGAAGGCAUACAUGUUGACCAACUCAGCAGUGUCUUGUGUGGUUUGACACUGGUGUCACUCUUGAGCUCCUUUACCUACGUGGACUGGUCAGGGCACAUGGGCGGUCUUGCCAGCGGGUUCUUUGCGGGAAUGCUGGUUUUUGCAAAACCUAUCCGUUCUUGCUGUGGAGCUUUGCUCUGGGGUUUCCUCGGUCUUUCGGGCAUUGCAGCAACCGCAACUUUAGUGGUCUACUUCUUGAUCACCGAAACCGACCCUGACGAGGAACUGGCCGACGCCUGCGAUUACUUCCGAAAUCUUUUCCCGGAAGGUUACGAAUGUGGCUGUUUAUGGUAG